Molecule: messenger RNA, 1025 nt
Organism: Macrosteles quadrilineatus (aster leafhopper)
Lineage: Eukaryota; Metazoa; Arthropoda; Insecta; Hemiptera; Cicadellidae
Gene: Lsm11
Product: U7 snRNA-associated Sm-like protein LSm11
Exons: 5
Coding region: 186-833 (215 amino acids)
Biological process (GO): mRNA 3'-end processing by stem-loop binding and cleavage
Cellular component (GO): U7 snRNP
Molecular function (GO): U7 snRNA binding
Source: RefSeq, a predicted model, not a curated record
UGCGUUGCGGUUCAGCGGAAUUGCUUGCAAUGGAAGUAGGCUCAGCAAUGUUUGUCAAUUUUGUAAUUAAUUUUGGGGUUAACUUAUAAUCGAAUAAUGCUAACAGCAACGAUUUAAAAACAAAUUGAUUUAUUAUUAGUACCGUAAAAAUUAUAUUAUACAGAUUUUUUUACUUGCUUCCGAAUAUGGCGGAUGACGAGGAUUCUAAAAAGGCAAUAGAUAUUACUUCCCCUAAGUUUGACCCAUUUACAGCCCUAUAUAGUCGCAAUGUUCACUUACCUAGCCCAAAUGCACCGAUUCUGGACAAUAUAUCAAAGUUUCAAGAAACUAAAGAAGGAAUAUCAUUUACAACGUUUUAUAGAAAUAAGGUCCAGCAAAGUGAUAAAAGCCAAGCCUCAACCUCGACCUCAAAACCAAGGUUUCAACCUCAUCAAGAGCCAGUACCUGGUAAACCAAGGAAACCGGCCAGAACUGUGCUGACGCGGAUGAAACAUGUCAGAGGUCCACUCUCGUUGCUGCAGAAGUUUAUGGACGAUAGAAUAAGAGUCAAGGUGUAUAAUCGAAACAUGAUCGGAAUCCGAGGCUAUUGCUUAGGCUAUCUUGUAGCCUUUGACAAACACUUCAACAUGGCUCUUGAAGACGUCACCGAGAUCUGGACCCGCAAGAAACACCAAAAGACUCCAGCUUUAGGUCCAGGAGACGACGUGGAAGUGCCUACUAUCAAGGUUGUAAUACGCAGUUCGACACCAAAGACUGAAGAAUGCGAAAGACAUAUUCCACAGCUGUUCAUGCGAGGAGAACACGUUGUCUGUGUUAUGGCACAAGACAAAUGAAGAACCGAGAAUGGAAGAGUGCUUUCGUGAAGAAUUGAAGACGAAUCUGACUAAUUUGUAGGCAAAGAAUAGAUGAAUCAAGGCUGGAGGAUGAAAAAAGAAUAUUUUACUUUUUAUACCCCUGUGAUUGUCAUGUACUGUAUAUUUCAAUUAUGUAAAUUACAAAUAUACAUUUAUACUUUGUUUAACGUU